AUGCCAUACGACCCGUCCCUCCCGCCGCCAGAGGUCAACGUCCUCCUGCUUGGAGACGAGGAAGUCGGCAAAUCAACCUUCCUAUCGCGCCUCUCCCUCGGCAUCCGCCCGCACAACGAUGACCUCCCACCGUACUCAUUACCCCAGCUACGGGAUAGUGACCAGCCCUUCACUUUCAAUAUCUCCCUCUACAAUCGCGCCUACACACUCGCCUUCUCCGACACCGCCUCGCCUACGUCCUACACGCUCCUCCGUCCCGACUUCAUAGUCCUGUGCUACGAUAUAUCGCAACGAAAGACGUUAGAGUCACUACGUACGCGAUGGUUGCCCAUUGUCAACAGCCAUUUCAACUAUGAUGAGGCGCUGCCUGUCAUGGUGCUGGGGCUGAAGCGAGACUUGCGCAGGGAGUGGACGGAGGAAGAGAAAAAGGAUGGUGGGAGAGGGGAGUGCGUCAUGCCGCAGGAGGGGUUGGGGCUGGCGACUGAGAUGCUGUGUGAUCGUUAUGCAGAGUGCAGCGCCGAAACGGGAGAGCUGUGUAAGGAGGUACUGGAAGAUGUGGCUAGGACGAGCGCGAAGACUACGACUGAGAAUGGUGCGAAAACCCAGGGGAGCCAGUUGUGCUGUCAUGUGAGCGUACGCGAGAGCAUUUUGGUACGUGUUGCAUCAUGA
Molecule: messenger RNA, 669 nt
Organism: Didymosphaeria variabile
Lineage: Eukaryota; Fungi; Ascomycota; Dothideomycetes; Pleosporales; Didymosphaeriaceae
Exons: 1
Coding region: 1-669 (222 amino acids)
Biological process (GO): small GTPase-mediated signal transduction
Molecular function (GO): GTPase activity; GTP binding
Source: RefSeq, a predicted model, not a curated record